This is a messenger RNA of Lodderomyces pseudojiufengensis, 324 nucleotides long. RefSeq lists its product as uncharacterized. The record is from RefSeq and is a predicted model, not a curated record. The coding region runs from base 1 to 324 and encodes 107 amino acids. The transcript has 2 exons. Lineage: Eukaryota; Fungi; Ascomycota; Pichiomycetes; Serinales; Debaryomycetaceae.
AUGACUAAACAAUCCAAUUUAUAUUUAGGUCUUUCACCGGAUUAUGAUAGAAGUUUUAAUGUGAAACAUUUAAAAAAGUAUAAUGCAACCAAUUUACAAUAUUUAUCAGAACCUCCUCCUCCAAAUAUUAAUUAUUUGAGAACAUUUGCUAGACUGGGGAAAAUUGCUGCUAUGGUAGGUUUAAAUUUAACUGCUGGUGUUGUUGCAUUUGCAUUUGUUGAUUGUGAUUCAGCUCAUGCAGUAAUAUUUGAUAUUGAAGAUGCUCAAAAAGCGAUUCCAAGUGAUUAUUUAAAAACUUCAAAAAUUUUUCUUCAUAGUCCUUAA